AUGAAGUACGAUGUGAUUGUCAUCGGGGCGGGUUCUGCCGGCGGCACCAUGGCUACCCGAUUAUCCGAGGACCCCAACCGGUCGGUGCUAUUGCUGGAGGCCGGACCGGAUUACCCCGACCUAGAGCAAUUGCCCGACGACCUCAAGUUCGGUUACGCGCCAACGGCGUCUGAGAUGGGCGCGCCCCACAACUGGUCGUUCGUGGGCACCGGCACGCCGCGUCAGGCGGAACCGGUGGCGGUUCCCAGGGGCCGGGUGGUGGGCGGAACCAGCGCCAUCAACGGCCAGGUUUUUCUGCGCGGGGUUCCGGAAGACUACGAUCGGUGGGCAUCCUGGGGCAACGACGAGUGGAGUUACAUCAACGUGCUGCCGUUCUUCCGCAAACUGGAGACGGACACGGACAUCAGGGAUGACUUUCACGGGUUCGACGGCCCGAUUCCAGUGCGCCGUCACAAACGGGAAGCCUGGCUACCGCUUCAGGAGGCGUUUCAUGAGGCGUGCCUGGACGGUGGAUACGCCGAGGUUUAUGACCAUAACCAUCCUGAUUCCACCGGGGUUGGGCCGUUUCCGAUGAACAACCCCAACGAACAGUUGGGACGUUUGGGUAUCAGGGUGGUGAAGGACGCGCCGGGCGUUGGGAAGAAUCUGAGGGACCAUCCGCUGGUGCCGGUCAGGGUGCGCGUGAAGGAUGAUUUUCCGCUGGACCCGGCGGCGCCCAGGAUUCAGACGGUGCUGCGUUAUACGGCAAACGGGUCGGACGCGCGCAACGACAUGCAGAUAUUCCCGUCUUCGUUCUCCACGCCACUGGGCGGUGAUCCCUUCGCUGAGGAGGGAAUUCGCAUGACCUGCAUGAUGGAACUGGCCCAAAGCGCCGGUGAGCUUACUCUGCAAUCGACCGACCCUGACGUGCAGCCCCACAUUGACUGCCGGUAUCUGGAAGCGCCGUGGGAUCGGGAACGGAUGCGAGAAUCGGUGCGAAUAGUCCUGAAGAUGCUGGAGCAUGAUGCCUUCAAGGACAUCUACGACGGCCUUAUUUCGCCUGCCGAAGCUGACCUGGUUUCCGACGAUGCGCUGGAUGACUGGAUGUUGCGAGAGGUGUGCAUCGGGCAGCACCUCUCGGGUACCUGCAAAAUGGGUCCGGCCAGCGACCCCACGGCGGUGGUGGACCAGCGCUGCCGGGUUCAUGGUAUCGAAGGACUGCGGGUCGCGGACGCAUCGGUGAUGCCGGACGUGAUCAGGGCCAACACCAACUGCACCACGAUUAUGAUCGGCGAGCGCGUGGCCAAUUGGAUCGCUGAAGGAUAG
Molecule: messenger RNA, 1305 nt
Organism: Geodia barretti
Lineage: Eukaryota; Metazoa; Porifera; Demospongiae; Tetractinellida; Geodiidae
Source: the annotation of a GenBank genome assembly